CCCCCGCGGGCAGUAGACCACCGCUCUGUCCCCGGGCUGGUUAGUGCGGAUCACUCCAGCCCUGCCGGAGCUCCUCGGACCCCGUGUUCAAUGCCCGGAGGACCCAGCGCCCCGCGUCCGGAGGAUACCCCGGCCGACCGCUGAUGGGGCCACCAGAGGCGCCCCUUUCCUUCAGACCCAGCGCCGAGCGGACCAUGCCAUGAUGAUCCUCCUUCCUCUGCUGUUACUGCUGAGCUCCCUGGGCUCGGUGUCGCCGGUGUCCCCGCCGGUGUCCCCGGGGUACGGGAGGACUGAGGGAGCCCCGUGUUCCCGGGGCCCUGCGUGCGACCCCCGGCGGCGGCGGGAUGCGGGGGGGCGCGGCGGCGUGUACGAGCACCUCGGGGGAGCGCCGCGGCGCAGGAAACUUUACUGCGCGACCAAAUACCAUCUGCAGGUCCACCCGUCCGGGAGGGUCGACGGGUCACUGGAGGAGAACCACCAGCUUAGCAUCAUGGAGAUCACCGCGGUGGACGUGGGCGUUGUGGCCAUCAAAGGGAUCUUCUCGGGUCGGUACCUGGCCAUGAACGACAAAGGGCGUCUGUACGCCUCGGAGGUGUUCAACAGGGAGUGUGAGUUCAUCGAGCGGAUCCACGAGCUGGGCUACAACACGUACGCGUCGCGCCACCACUCAACGGAGCAGCCGGCGGCGCCGGGGCCCUCGGGGGCCCGGCGCCGGGCCAGCGCCAAGCGGCAGUGGUACGUGUCCAUCAACGGGAAGGGCCGACCGCGGCGGGGCUUCAAGACCCGCAGCACGGACAAGGCCUCCCUGUUCCUGCCCCGCGUCCUCGGCAACAAGGACCACGAGAUGGUGCGGCGUCUGCUGAGGGAGCGCCAGGGGCCCUCCAGGGGCCCCCGCCACCCCGCCCACCGUGGCGGACGCACGGACCGCAGGAGGCGUCGGCACCGGGGCGGGAAGGGCCGCGGCCGGGGGGAGGAGCACUGAGGUCCGGAGGCUGCGAUUGGCUGAGUCUGCGGCGUCUGACCCCAGACGAUUGGCCCACCGAGAGACCUAAGACGGAGGCGUCCUGUCGGGGGUGGGAGCUCGGUAACGAGGCUGAGGAACCGGGCUGACAGACCGUCGGCUGAGACCAGAUCAGACGUUCCCCCAGACCGGGCCGCGGUCCUCCAGACCGGGCCGCGGUCCUCCAGACCGGGCCGCGGUCCCCCAGACCGGGGCGCGGUCCUCCAGACCGGGCCGCGGUCCUCCAGACCGGGCCGCGGUCCCCCAGACC
This is a messenger RNA of Gadus morhua (Atlantic cod), 1271 nucleotides long. RefSeq names its product fibroblast growth factor 3 (gene fgf3). NCBI's taxonomy places the organism in Eukaryota, Metazoa, Chordata, Actinopteri, Gadiformes, Gadidae. The coding region runs from base 200 to 982 and encodes 260 amino acids. Gene Ontology annotation, molecular function: growth factor activity. The record is from RefSeq and is a predicted model, not a curated record. The transcript is spliced from 3 exons.